AACACAACACAAUGUCCACGACCGAGAUCAAGAUCGAGACGAUCGGAUACGACGCUCGCUUCCCCAACCAGAACCAGACCAAGAACUGCUGGCAGAACUUUGUUGACUAUCAAAAGUGCAUCAAGGCCAAGGGCGAGGACUAUGCCCCUUGCAAGGCCUUCAAGAAGAACUACACCAUCCUCUGCCCGACUGCCUGGAUCUCGGCUUGGAAUGACCAGCUCGAGGCAGGAACCUACCCCGGCCGAUUCUAAGCGAAUUUUCGGCUUGUUUCGGCGGUGACGCUUCUGCUUUGAUGUCUCUCUCUCUCUCCUGUGCUGCAAUUUGUGUCGUAGCCUGUUGGCUUUUCGGUGUUUGCGUGUUGUCCUUUUCGACGGACGGGCACGAACUUACACAAGGUCAAUGGGAUUGAAACAACGACGCAAUGAACCAGCGUUUUGUACUUUUUUGUUUCUCUUCUUCUUCUUCUUCCUCUUGCUUCGACUUCUCGUGUGUAUUUCUUCCUUGGUCUUCUGGACGCCUUCUUAUUCCCUUUUUUUCUUUUCUUGUUUGUGAAUGAACAAUUACCACCC
Messenger RNA from Capsaspora owczarzaki ATCC 30864, 569 nucleotides. Its product is annotated as cytochrome c oxidase polypeptide vib. Gene Ontology annotation, cellular component: mitochondrion; respiratory chain complex IV. The transcript has 2 exons. Lineage: Eukaryota; Filasterea; Ministeriida; Capsasporidae. Bases 12 to 251 code for a protein of 79 amino acids. The record is from RefSeq and is a predicted model, not a curated record.